AUUAAAUGUCAAAAAAAUCAAAAUAAAGGGAAAUCUUUGAGUUUGUCGGAAAAUCUUAAUUUUGUGGAAAUUCUCAGAGUAAAAUAUGGGUGAGAAUAGCGAGAAUGGGAAGAUUAGUGUCCCAGGAAGCAAUUCUGAGUAUCCGUCUGAGAAAACAAUUAAUCUCCUCGCCACGGGGAUUGUAAAUCUUUAUCAGGCAGAUUUGGAGAAGAUUCAGAAGGAUCUGUCCAAUCUCACAUCGAAGCAGGAGAAAUUAAUGGGAGAACUGGAGCAGGAGAAACAGAGACUGGAUGAGAGGAAGUUGAAGAAUAUCCAGGAAAUGAUGGACACAGUGAAGGUUUACCGGGAGAAACUCCUGACUAUAAAGAAGCAAAUGACGAGCUUCCAUCAACGAUCCAGAAAUCUUGUGAAACGCUCGCAGGAGCUGCAGGAAUUCAAGGAGAAGGAAAAACAACAGAAGAUUCAACGGAGGCGUCAGGAGGAAGCCCUAAUCGGCAGGACGUAGCAAGAAAAAAAAUCUUCCAUUUAAAAAUAAUUUAUUCUAUCCACACAAAUCACAUUCAAGAGGAUCUUUUGCAAGAAAAAAAAAUAGCCCUAAACUGGACCCCAAGCACCUGCGCCCCCUUUUUUUUCUUCGAGGGGGGAGUGACUCACGCAAAGGAUGAAUUUGGCUGUGUAUCGUCGUCCAGCAUGUGGAUGGCAUCUGUGGGUGUUCUGUAUUCGUUUUGCAUGAGUUCUGUGGAUGAGGAAUAAGAUAAAAUGUUAGUCUUGUGCGCGGUGGAAGGAUGUGGAGCCACACAAAAGAAGCCACAACAGUUAAAAUAAAUUUUAUUUAAGUUAAAAAAAAAUUCAAUAAAAACUCAUUCAAUUCAACUUUGCACCUAAGCCGUACUCGCUAAAAAAUCGCCCAAGAAUCAACCAAUAAGAACUCCUUAUUAGAUUCAUGAACCAAUCAGAGAAAAGUUCAAAAUCUUCUUAUUUAUUUUCACAUCAAACGAUGAUUUUAAAACAAUUUUAUUGACAGAAACAUUAAACUUUAUACCCAAAUAUUCAUUAAAAUUGAGGAAGUAUUGAGUGCAAAGUUGUACUGAAUUAAGUAUUCCAGUGGGGGAACCCAAGAAAAAAUUUCAUGCGAUUAAUUUUUCAAUUUAAGGAGCAAAAACUACACGCUAAAAGAAUAAUCAAUUCUGGGAUUAAAUUGUGGUGGGAAUAAUACUUAUUUUUAUAGGAAAAAAAAAAGAUUUAUUUUAGCAUUUAUUUUUAUUGUUAAAUUUAUAUUGAAGAAUUUAUGGAAAAUAAAGGGAAUUUUUGAAAGGA
Lutzomyia longipalpis is the source of this 1317-nucleotide messenger RNA. RefSeq lists its product as uncharacterized. The record is from RefSeq and is a predicted model, not a curated record. Gene Ontology annotation, cellular component: extrinsic component of membrane; transport vesicle; BLOC-1 complex. The transcript has 4 exons. The coding region runs from base 86 to 505 and encodes 139 amino acids. Gene Ontology annotation, biological process: intracellular transport. NCBI's taxonomy places the organism in Eukaryota, Metazoa, Arthropoda, Insecta, Diptera, Psychodidae.